AUGAUACCGAGCGAAAAAAAAGAUGGUAAAUUGAGACAUCCAGCAGACUCAAAAACAUGGAAAGAUGUUGACCAAAAGUGGCCUGAAUUCGCAUCAGAGACUAGGAACCUUCGACUGGCUUUAUCAUCUGAUGGAUUCAAUCCUUUCCACGGAAAUCGUACUGAUCACUCAACCUGGCCUGUAUUGUUAUCGAUUUACAAUCUUCCACCCUGGCUUUCUAUGAAGAAAAGAUAUAUAAUGUUUUGCUUGUUGAUAUCUGGCCCGACUGAGUCAGGAAAUGAUAUUGAUGUGUACCUCCAACCGCUUUUAGAAGAUUUACAGGAGUUAUGGCAUGGGAAGCAAGUGUACGAUGCAUAUAAGAAAGAGUUUUUCAUGCUUAGGGGAAUUUUAUUAUGGACAAUAAGUGAUUAUCCGGCUUUAGGUUGUUUGUCUGGAAAUGUCACUAAAGGGUAUAAUGCUUGUACAAUUUGUGUUGAUCAAACAAAUGCUACAAGGCUGGUUAAUUACCGCAAGACAGUGGUUAUGAGGCAUCGGAGGUGGUUAACAAGGCAACAUCCAUAUAGAAGGCAAAAAUUAGCUUUUGAUAACACUGUGGAGAAGGGCGUUGCUCCAAUUCCUUUAACUGGAGAGGAAGUUUUUGAAAGAGUACAACAUCUAAGGAGCCAUGUCUUUGGUAAGAAACAACGCCAACCUCGAUGGAAGAAGGGUGAACCUCGACCCAUAUGGAAGAAGGUUUCUAUAUUCUUCCAACUUGAGUAUUGGAAGUUUUUGCCAGUUAGGCAUUGCCUCGAUGUAAUGCACAUCGAGAAAAAUAUCUGUGAAGCUUUGGUUGGUACUCUACUAAAUAUUCCAGGAAAGACUAAAGAUAGAGAGUCUGUCCGUCUUGACAUGGCUGGGAUGGGAAUAAGAACGGAGCUGAGGCCAAAAACUCCUGGAAAGAAAGAGAAGCUAGAGAAACACUUUCCCCCGUCGUUUUUUGAUGUGAUGAUACAUCUCUCAAUUCAUCUUGUGAGAGAGGUUGAGCUUUGCGGGUCAAUCUUUCUACGCUGGAUGUAUCCUUUCGAGAGGUAUAUGAAGACCUUCAAGGGGUAUGUACGGAACCCAGCUCAUCCAGAAGGUUGUAUUGCCGAGGGGUAUUGUGCAGAAGAGGCUGUGCAAUGUUUGGUUGACUUGGAAGAUACUACAGGAUUGCAUCAAGAUACUAAACAUAAUGAAGAUACAAUAUGCAGACCCUUAUCAGGUGCAACAAUGAUAAAGCCCAACAUUGCUUUUACUUGCAGCGAACAUAUGGCACACUUGAUGAUGAGAUUUCCACAACAUGAGAAUGACGAACAUUGGCUAAAAAACAAGCAAAAUGAUGAAUUUCCUAAAUGGUUACAGAAAAAGAGUAAGUCAGAAUUGGUUGAUGACAAGAAUAAGGUAACUAAAGAGAUCAUGUGGAUUGCGGAAGGCCCCAACAAGGAUGUUCCAACAUUCAGCGGCUACAAAAUUAAUGGUGUAACUUAUAGCACGAAAGAGCGUGAUGAUAAACGACAAGUUCAGAGCAGCGGUGUUUGUGUUGCUGCACAUACAAUGAUUGUGCAGAGUAAGGGUAUGGAUAUUCAACACACUUCACAUACAUAUUAUGGAGUAAUAACUAGUAUAUGGGAGUUAGACUAUAACGAGUUUAGAGUCCCUAUAUUUCAUUGUAACUGGGUAGAUAUGAACAGAGGGGUUAAAGUAGAUGACUUAGGAUAUACAUUGGUGAAUUUACAAAAAUUAGGUUAUGUAAAUGAUCCAUUUGUUUUAGGGAAACAUGUUAAGCAAGUUUGUUAUAUUGAUGACCCUCUUGAGAAAAUGUGGUCUGUUGUGUUGAGAUUACCAGACAAGAACUAUUAUGAUCAAAGUGAUGAUGAAAAUGAAGGAUGCGUAGAAAUUGAACUUGAGAAUGAGCUAGAUGUGCGAAUGUUCCCCACUGUUGACGAACACGAGGAACAAAAACUCUAA
This is a messenger RNA of Daucus carota subsp. sativus, 1986 nucleotides long. RefSeq lists its product as uncharacterized. The transcript has 4 exons. Lineage: Eukaryota; Viridiplantae; Streptophyta; Magnoliopsida; Apiales; Apiaceae. The coding region runs from base 1 to 1986 and encodes 661 amino acids. The record is from RefSeq and is a predicted model, not a curated record.